Messenger RNA from Fusarium keratoplasticum, 1008 nucleotides. RefSeq lists its product as uncharacterized. Gene Ontology annotation, molecular function: oxidoreductase activity. Lineage: Eukaryota; Fungi; Ascomycota; Sordariomycetes; Hypocreales; Nectriaceae. The record is from RefSeq and is a predicted model, not a curated record. The coding region runs from base 1 to 1008 and encodes 335 amino acids. The transcript is spliced from 2 exons.
AUGGCGGAUCUGAUCAAGGCAGUCGAUAUCCGAGGCGGUAAAGGCGAGCGAGAUGCCCUCUUCAUCAACCCUCAGACGCCAAAGCCCUCGCCUACUGAAGGACAGGCCCUUGUCCGUGUCAAAGCCUUUGGCAUAAACCGCAUGGAUAUAGUCCAGCGACGCGGCUUCUACCCGCUUCCGCCUCAAGCCCCCGCAACGCUGGGCGUCGAGUUCAGCGGCACCAUCGAGUCCCUUGGGCCUGGUGACCACGGUGUCUUUAAGCAGGGUGACGAAGUCUUUGGGCUUGCCUACGGUGGCGCCUACGCCGAGUACCUUGCCGUCAGUACUCGCAUGUUGCUGCACAAGCCGUCGUCAAUGGACUUUGUGACAUGUGCUGGCAUCCCGGAAACUUGGAUCACGGCGACACAGGCACUGCACCUUGUGCUUGGCUUCACUAAAGGUAAGUCGAUCUUGUGGCACGCCGGUGCCUCGGGCGUGUCUAUUGCUGGCAUCCAGCUGUCAAAGAUUGCCGGUGCAUCCCAGAUCUUUGCCACAGCCGGGUCCCAGGAAAAGUGCGACUUUAUCACCUCGAAGCUCGGAGCCACCGCGGCCUUCAACUACAAGACGCAGGACUGGGCGGAGGAGAUCAAGAAACAUACCGACGGUAACGGCGUCGACUAUAUCGUGGACUUUGUUGGUGCAAGCUACUUCCAGCAGAACCAGACAGCCGCUGCACGGGACGGACGUAUCGUCCUCCUGGGUACGCUGGGUGGUGUCAAGAUCCCCGAAGCCGACAUCUCGCAGAUCCUGUACAAGAGACUUCGAAUCGAGGGCAGCACGCUGAGGAGUCGGGACGAGGAGUACCAGGGAAAGCUUCGUGACCGCCUUGAAGAGUAUCUCCCAGACUUUGAGUCAGGCAAGUUGAAGAUCCUUGUGGACAAGGUUCUGCCAUGGGAGGAGAUCCAGGAGGCUCACAAGCACAUGGAAGAGGCCAAGAAUCUGGGCAAGAUCAUAUGUACUAUCUCGUAG